AUGGGUGUGUUUGUUGUUGGGUUUAUGGUUUUUGUUUUGCUUGUGCUUGUGAGUUUUGUUCGGUUGGGAGGUGUUGGGGUAUCUGGGAAUGUUGUGUUUGAAGUUCAACACAAGUUUGGUGUUGUUGGUAAUGAGUCUUUGAGUGGUUAUGUUGCACAUGAUAUGUAUCGGCACCGGCGAAUACUCGCCGGUGUUGAUCUGCCUAUUGGUGGUGAUAGUAGUCCUACAUCCGCUGCACUUUACUACACAAAGAUUCAGCUUGGUAGCCCGGCGAAGGAGUUUUACGUGCAAGUGGAUACUGGGAGCGACAUCCUGUGGGUUAAUUGUGCAGGAUGUGAAAACUGUCCCCAAAAAAGUGACCUUGGAGUCCCACUCUCGCUAUACGAUCCAGAUCAGUCCUUGAGUUCUGGAACUGUUACCUGUGAUCAAGAUUUCUGCACCACAAUGGUGGAUCCCACUAAUAACGAGUGUGUUUUAGGGUCGCAAUGUUCAUAUGUUGUUAGAUAUGGUGAUGGGAGCUCAACAACUGGUUAUUUCGUUAGAGAUAAUGUGCAACUUAAUAGAAUAUCCGGGGAUCGUCAAACGUCGGAUAUGCAAGGAAGAAUUAUGUUCGGGUGUGGAUCGAAACAAUCGGGGGGUUUAGGUAAAUCCCAGCAAGCACUAGAUGGAAUAUUAGGUUUCGGGCAAUCUAAUGCGUCGUUAAUUUCACAACUUGCCGCAUCUAAAAAGGUGAAAAAGAUGUUUUCUCAUUGCUUGUCGGGUUCUAAAGGCGGGAUCUUCGCUAUUGGAGAAGUUGUGCACCCGGAAGUAAACUCAACGCCAAUUUUGCCUGAUAUGACACAUUUCAAUAUUGAAUUGAAAGCAAUUCAAGUGGGUGAUGAGUUUGUAACUCUUCCAACAAAAAUGUUCAACACCGCAGCGAAACGAGGAACAGUGAUUGAUAGCGGUACAACUUUGGCUUAUUUUCCUGACCCAGUUUAUAACCAGUUGAUGAAAAAGGUUGCGGCUUCACAAUCGGAAGCAGACAUGCAGAUAGUUGAUAACCAGUUCAAGUGUUACCCGGCCCACGGGAACGUGGAUGACGUUUUCCCGAUUGUUAUAUUUCACUUUGCGAAUGCUCUUAAGUUGAGAGUUUAUCCCCAUCAGUAUAUCUUUACAACUCAGCAUCCGUAUUGGUGCAUUGGUUUUAUGAGCAAUGGCAUGCAACCGAGGGAAUCAAAUGCGGUCUUAUUGGGAGAUCUUCUACUAACAGAUAGGUUGGUUACAUAUAACAUGGAAGAUCAAACCAUUGGAUGGACAGACUAUGAUUGCUCGUCGAGCAUUAGAGUGAAAGAUGAAGAGUCUGGGAUGGUGUACGAGGUUGGUGCGCAUGAUAUUUCAUGGACCCGUUCGGGUGCGGGUCGUUCAAAUGUGUCAGUUUUUGUGUUGCUGGUGUUUAUAAUAGCUACUAAACUAGUAAUGUAUGAGUAA
Molecule: messenger RNA, 1470 nt
Organism: Helianthus annuus (common sunflower)
Lineage: Eukaryota; Viridiplantae; Streptophyta; Magnoliopsida; Asterales; Asteraceae
Product: aspartic proteinase-like protein 2
Exons: 10
Coding region: 1-1470 (489 amino acids)
Biological process (GO): proteolysis
Molecular function (GO): aspartic-type endopeptidase activity
Source: RefSeq, a predicted model, not a curated record